ACCUGGCCACUGAGCAGCUAAACGUUGACUGCUCAGCCCUGCAGCUGCAGUUUCAUCAAGUGUUGGUGGACACUUUUUAAAAUCAUCGUAGAGAAGGAGAAGGCUGGUGUAGAUUUGUGCGUUUACAGCAGCAGCAUGUCUGAAUAUCCGACAUUCCAGCAUGGCAAGUCUCGUUUCGACCAGAGCACAUUUUCUGGUCGGUUCAGGCACUUCCUGGAUGUGAUUGACCCCAGCACACUCUUCGUGACAGAGAAACGGCUGCAGGAGUGCGUGGAGCUGCUCAACCGUUUCAAACAAGGAAGUCUGCCUCCAGGAGUGACAGAUGUUCAGCUUUGGCAAGCUCAAAAAAUAAAGCAGGCCAUCAUCCACCCUGACACGGGGGAGAAGAUCCUCAUGCCCUUUCGGAUGUCAGGUUUUAUCCCAUUUGGAACACCAGUGGUUGUUGGCCUCCUUCUCCCAAAUCAAACGUUGGUGUCAACUAUCUUCUGGCAGUGGUUAAACCAGAGUCACAAUGCCUGUGUUAACUACUUCAACCGCAACGCCUCCAAGCCGGCUCCAGUUUCCAAAUUCGUCCAGGGAUACCUCGGAGCGGUGACCAGCGCAGUCUCCAUUGCUGUCGGGUUGAACGUGCUAAUCCAGAAAGCCAGCCGCUUCAGCCCAACUACCAGGCUUUUGGUGCAGAGGUUCAUCCCCUUCCCAGCAGUGGCGAGUGCAAACGUCUGCAACGUGGUACUCAUGAGACACUCUGAGCUGUCGGAGGGCAUCAGUGUGCUCGACGACAACGGCGACGUGGUGGGAACAUCAAAAGUGGCUGCCAGGCAUGCACUUUUAGAAACAGCUCUGACCAGAGUGGUCCUACCCAUGCCAAUUCUGGUGCUCCCUCCCAUGAUCAUGGCUGUACUGGAAAAGCUCCCUCUCCUGCAGAGACAGCGGAGGCUCGUCCUGCCUGUCCACAGUCUGGUGUGCCUCGCUGCCUUUGGCCUGGCUCUGCCUCUCGCCAUCAGUCUCUUCCCACAGAUGUCCCAGAUCAGUGUGAAUCAGCUAGAGCCGGAGAUAGCCAUGGCAACAGAUUGUAAGUUUGUGACAUACAAUAAAGGCUUGUGAGUGAUCUCCACUGCCCGACACAUGAAGAUAGGACCCGCUGCUCAUCAUGGUUCAAACCCCCUGAAGCUUCCAGAGAAUGAAUUAUGGUAAAUUUGACUGUGUUAUCCAGUGAGCAGCUAGCAUACGUUUACAGAGAAAGGCAGUUGAUAUUCAGAAUACAUGUUUACGCCAAGACAAUGGUUGUUAAAUAAGCAAUAACACAUGAUGACAUAUUGUGAUACAGGGAAAUAUACAUCAUGACACCUCAGAAAGUAUUAUCACUGUUACAACAUGGACACUUACCAAGGAAAUAAUACCAAUUAACUGAGGCACUCAAAAAGAUUUAUGGAAGACUUUUCCUGCUCCAUGUAGCUAGUGUGCUACCUUUUCAGCAGCGAGAGGGUAACAGCCUGGUUAGGCUGGCUAGCUAAGUUAGCUAACUUAUAAGCUUGCCUGGUUUCUUGUGUUUUUUCUUACUCUCUCCCUUUUUCAAAGUAAGACAUGUCUAAAUGAUUGUAGUUGUGGUCUGGACUGUAUAUGUAAAUACUGUGAAAGAAACCGGGAUAAACAACUGAACGUCUAUAAGUUGUGAGCUGUUCAAUCAAAGUGUGAUUUUCUCCUCUCAGAUUGUUUCAUAAGAACACUUUUUAGAGGCCUGAAAGGGUAAAACUGCAGUAUGCACCUGGGCAAUCAUCUUGCAACCCACUAGAUUCAUCUCGUGACCCCCUGUAGGGCGUCCUGACCCCCAGGUUGGGAACCACUGAUUUAAUGGAUGUAGAAAUUCUUGCCAAAUGGAAAGAGUUGUUUUUGUAAAAUAGUUUUAGCGAGAUAUGAGGUGACCGCAGAUAAUUUAGCAAACCGUCACUUUAUUUUUUUAAACUAAAUCUUAAACUUAGACUUCUAGUAGCUCUGCCUCCAAUUGAAAUGGGUUUUUUUUUUAUUUUGCUCCAAAAUCUGAAAAAUUCUAUUUAAACUCAACUGUGAACUGUAUUAAGUUCAAAACAGAUCAGUAUCUCCUUUGAAAUCAUCCAAUGACACUGUUUUUUGUUUUGUUUUGUUUUUUACCACAACAGCAGGUAUUGAAAACAUCAUUAUUAAGUUACUUUAAAUCCCAAUAUUUGCUUUGACUCCCUCUAACUGGGAUCUGGAGGUUGAGUCACUCAUGUAGUAAAACAACUGCAGUCGGUUUUAGUUUGAUGCCAUCUUUUAGAUUUGCUUCCACCUAGGUGCAUUUAUUCUUUAUAAAUUACAUUUUUUUGUAAUCAAACUAAUUGGAAAGUGAAUACUGUGUGUGUGUAUAAUGAUAAUAAUAAUAAUAAUAAUAAUAAUAAUUAAUAAUAAUAAUAAAAACAGUAAGAAUAUUUUUUAGUCUUAACCUAAAAUAUCGAGAUUUUGAUUUUAUAAAUGGAUUCUGAAAGCACUAUUGUUAAAAUGCUGCUCUGUCUUUAUGUGUGUAUUUGCACUUGAUUUAUAUAAACUUUCUGUUUUCAAGUAA
Molecule: messenger RNA, 2578 nt
Organism: Siniperca chuatsi (mandarin fish)
Lineage: Eukaryota; Metazoa; Chordata; Actinopteri; Centrarchiformes; Sinipercidae
Gene: sfxn5a
Product: sideroflexin 5a
Exons: 14
Coding region: 136-1104 (322 amino acids)
Biological process (GO): citrate transport; monoatomic ion transport; mitochondrial transmembrane transport
Cellular component (GO): mitochondrial inner membrane
Molecular function (GO): citrate transmembrane transporter activity; monoatomic ion transmembrane transporter activity
Source: RefSeq, a predicted model, not a curated record